Vanderwaltozyma polyspora DSM 70294 is the source of this 2475-nucleotide messenger RNA. RefSeq names its product guanine nucleotide exchange factor SEC2 (gene SEC2). Gene Ontology annotation, molecular function: guanyl-nucleotide exchange factor activity. NCBI's taxonomy places the organism in Eukaryota, Fungi, Ascomycota, Saccharomycetes, Saccharomycetales, Saccharomycetaceae. The transcript has a single exon. Gene Ontology annotation, biological process: exocytosis. Bases 1 to 2475 code for a protein of 824 amino acids. The record is from RefSeq and is a predicted model, not a curated record. Gene Ontology annotation, cellular component: cell tip; Golgi to plasma membrane transport vesicle.
AUGGAGGAUUCAAGCGAUGAGUCCAAGAGGUUCUCUAUUCAGUUAACGACGCUAUCUACACAAUUGAUGGAGAGUAUUAAUAAACAAACUCAAUUGGAAGACAAGCUACAGCGUUCUCGGAGGACUAUAAUGGAGCAACAGACUGCUAUCGAACAGUAUAAUGAUUUAAAAGUAAAAUAUGAUCAAUUAGAUAAGAAUUUUAACGUAACUAAAGUUAAGAUUGCUAAACUAGAGAAUGAAUCAAAGGAAGAACAUAAGUUAAGAUUAUCGGCUGAACAGAAAGUUGAUGAGUUGAACAAAGAAGUUGAAGAAUUAACAGCGUCUUUGUUUGAUGAAGCUAAUAAUAUGGUGGCAGAUGCUAGACGAGGUGCUCAGGAAAUUGAUAUAAAAAAUAGAAAGUUAGUUGAAAUGUUACAUGAAAAGGAUACAAUUUUAGAGACAAUGAAUUUACAAUUGAAGAAUUUGAAAAAUGUAUUGCAUGAUUUACAAAAUGAUCCUGCAAAUAUUGCAGUUUCAAAUAGAAAUUCUUUAAUAUCAACAACGUCGGCUUCUUCCUCUUCAGUUUCAUUAAAGAAAACAAUUACCUCAAAUUCAACUACAAAUAUAGACUUAUUGAGCAACGCUAUAUAUACUCCAAAAGUACCUGCUGUUCGUUACGAUCUAUACUUGUAUAAUGAAUUUUUAAAAUUCAUCGCAGUUUUACCAUUCUGUGAAUCCAUUAAGCAUACUACAUCGGAAUCAAAACUAUUAAGAAGGUUGAUAAACGAUGAAAUCCAACCUGUACUAAGGCUAGACAAUGCUUCUGGGCUAGGAUGGAUAGUGAAAAGAACUUUGAUGAAUCUAAUGAUCGAAGGUUUAGUUGUAAUAGAACCAUUGAGUGGUGUAAACGAAAACUACAGAUUUUCAAGUUCUGCUCCAGUAUCAAAUGUAAACUCAAAUAACGAUCCAAAGCUCACAUCUAAGAAUGAUCAUCUCUUCAAAUAUCCUUCAAACUCGCCACCAAUUGCAGUUCAUGAACCUUGUGCUUUUUGUGGAGAGAAUAGAAAUGAUGUCUUAGAGCAUGCUAGGAUGUAUAUGUUAAAGACACAAACCAAAAAUGAAGAUAAUACAUUAUCUAUAACUAAUCAAUUCCCGUUAUGUCAGAUGUGUCUAAUAAAAGUUAGACAAACUUGCGAAAUAUUUGCAUUUUUAAGGUCGUUGAAGUUGGGAGCUUGGAAUUUAGAGAAAGUUACUUUGUCUACAAUUGCCAAGGGGGACUCUAAAAAAUUUUCUAGUGUCACAGCUGCCACAUCAAGUAUUUCAAAAUCGAAGAUCGAGGAAAAAUUUGAUAGUAAACUAAUGAAAAGAAGAAGCAUUAUGGCCGGUUUUGGAAUUAGUUCCAUUUCAAAUACUACUACUACUAAAAGUGAAACUUCGGUAGGUGUAGUUGAUCAAUCUGGUUUGCCUACUACUAAUAUUCAAAGAGCAUGGGUCCACUUAUCUAAAUUACGUUCUAUGUUGCAUUGGGCUCACAUCGGGAUAUGGAAUACAGAUAAUGCUGUGACCACUAAAUUAAGACCAGAAUUAUCAGAAUCCAAUCAAAAUGGUACUGAAUUGGAAGAUCAGCAAAUUUUGGCAAAUAUUAAUAAUACUUCUGAAGAAUCUUUUACUUCAGUACGAGAAUCUGUUGAACCAAGUGAUAAUGAAGACGAUGAGCCUUUCGAUUUUGAAACGAAUGAGAGUACUAUUCAAGAUGCAGUUCCUGCUAAUGCAGAGGUUAAUGAUGGGGGUGAAACUGAAACUGAAACUGAAAAUCAUUUGGGAAAUAUUUUGGAUGACUAUGAUACAGAAUCAAUUGGGUUUGAAAAUUCUGAAACUGAACCUGUUCUAGGAAAAGAAAAUGAUUUAACACCAGAGGAAGAAACUAUUGAAAAGGAUGAAAGCACUGUGGGCGAAUCAGCAGAAAUAAUUGAUAUUGUUCAAGAAUCUGAAGUUACUGCGAAUGAUGAUGAAUUGAAAAACGAAGCAGAAGUAACUGAAAUUCAAGAAACCCAUGAAAUUGCUGAAAAUUUAAAAGAAGAAGAAUCAAACUUAGAAAUUGCUGAAGAUAUAGUCAAAACAGUUGAUGAAGAGCAAUCUCCAUUGACUCCUGAAGAUGAGCACGCUGUACCAAUUCACAUUGUAGAAGAAGUCCAAAAUGAAGAAUUCAUUGGAACAAGUAAGGUAGAAGAUAAAGUACUAUUAAAAGAACAAAAUUUCGAUGAAGAUACUGAAAAAGUAGUUCCUAGUAAUCUACAAGUUGAGCAACCUAAGGCUGAAGAGUCCCUUGUAAUUAAUGAAGAAGCGUCUGAAGAACAUUCUGUUGAUAAUGACGAACAAGUCGAAGAAGAAACUAGUACUAUUGUUGAAAAUGAGGGAACUACGGUUGAAGAAACAAAGAAUGAACAGAAUAAGAAGAAGAGGAAUAAGAAUAAGAAGAAAAACAAAAAGCGUUAG